AUGUCCUUAAUCGCGUGUUUGAUGGCCAUCUGGCUCUUCGGAGUCAAGGCUAUUCAAAUCUUCUACAACUGGUACAGACUCAAGCACAUCCCAGGAUCAUUCUGGAUCUCAUCCACGAAGCUUUGGCAGAUCGCCACCCAGAUGCGAGGUAAUUGGUACCUCGAAGUACGAAAGCUUGGUGAUAAACACGGAAAAUUGGUCCGCAUCGGACCUAACCAACUCCUGACUACUGACGUUGAUGUGAUUCGACGAAUGGCCCAUUCCAAGUCGUCUUACACUCGUGCCCCGUUCUAUCAGACGUUCAGAUUCAUUCCUACUCAGGACAAUUCUUUCUCUCUUAUUGAUGAUGUUGAGCAUACUCGUCUUCGAACCAGCCUUGGACCUGGCUACGUUGGCAACGAGUUCGUAGAAUCAUGUGUCGAUAAUCAGUGCUCGCGUCUCGUGAAUCUGAUCGAGAAGAAGUUUAUCUCAACCCCCGGAGAGUACAAGCCUUUGGAUCUGACUAAGGUCUCCUUCUUCUUCGCGAUGGAUUGUGUUGGUGACCUGUCCUUUGGUCGAGCAUUCGGCUGCCUCGACGAGGGAGAAGACGUCCACAAAUUCGUCAAGUGGAACGAGGAUUUCUUCAACAUUGCGAUCCUGAUCUCGAACUUCCAUUGGUUGACAAAGAUCUUCUUUAAGCAUCCCUUCAACAAGAUUUAUCCGUCAGCUCUCGACAAGGACGGCGUUGGCAAAUACAUCGCACUUGCACAAGAAGCCGUGAAGAAGAGUUACGACGAGGGUCAGGGUCGCCUGAGAGAUACACUCUCAUCCUUCAUUGAGCAAGGCAUCACAAAGGACGAGGCAAUCAACGAGCUGAUGUUGCAAGUAGUGGCCGGCACGGAUUCCACAGCAACUGCUAUCCGAAUGACCAUGUUGUUCCUCGUCACCAGUCCCUCUGCCUAUAGCAAGCUCAAGUCAGAGAUCUCUGAAGCCAUCUCAAAGGGAACGAUUAGCUCGCCAAUCAAGGAUGCCGAGUCUCGUAAAUUGCCGUAUCUUCAGGCUGUCAUCAAGGAGGGACUACGCGCAUUCCCCGUUGUUACCGCGACCUUCUUCAAGAAGGUACCCAAGGGAGGAGAUUUCAUCAACGGUUAUUUCGUCCCCGAGGGCACUGAGGUCGGACACAACGUGAUGGGUAUCAUGCGAGCAGAGCAGUACUGGGGCAAGGAUGCCGAUGUCUUCCGCCCGGAACGCUGGCUCGAGGCCGAUGAAGAGACUUACGAGAUGAUGACAGGUGUUCUUGAGACACUCUGGGGAUCCGGACGAUACAAGUGCCUUGGCCGAGCUAUUGCCCAGGUCGAGUUGAACAAGGUGUUUGUUGAGUUACUCCGCCGAUUCGAUUUCUCAGUCGUAACUCCUCAAGAUCCGGUCAAGAUCGUGAACUCCGGUUUCUUCCUCAUGUCUGAGAUCAAGAUGCGAGUCACGAAGAGUGAAUUGAUCAAGGAGUAA
This is a messenger RNA of Annulohypoxylon maeteangense, 1485 nucleotides long. Its product is annotated as cytochrome P450. The record is from RefSeq and is a predicted model, not a curated record. Gene Ontology annotation, molecular function: iron ion binding; monooxygenase activity; oxidoreductase activity, acting on paired donors, with incorporation or reduction of molecular oxygen. The transcript is spliced from 5 exons. Lineage: Eukaryota; Fungi; Ascomycota; Sordariomycetes; Xylariales; Hypoxylaceae. Bases 1 to 1485 code for a protein of 494 amino acids.